This is a messenger RNA of Galeopterus variegatus (Sunda flying lemur), 691 nucleotides long. RefSeq names its product nucleoredoxin-like 2 (gene NXNL2). Gene Ontology annotation, biological process: photoreceptor cell maintenance; sensory perception. NCBI's taxonomy places the organism in Eukaryota, Metazoa, Chordata, Mammalia, Dermoptera, Cynocephalidae. The transcript has 2 exons. The record is from RefSeq and is a predicted model, not a curated record. Bases 13 to 249 code for a protein of 78 amino acids.
GGCGCGCAGGAGAUGCGGGACUUCAUGCGCGAGCUGCACGGCGCCUGGCCGGCGCUGCCCUUCCACGACCGCCAGCGCCGCGAACUGAAGAAGAGGUACAACAUCACGGCCCUCCCCAAGCUUGUGAUUGUGAAACAGAACGGGGAGGUCAUCACCCACAGAGGAUGCAAGCAGAUCCGGGAGCGGGGCCUGGCCUGCUUCCAGACCUGGGUGGAGGCGGCCGAGGUUCUCCAGAAUUUCUCUGGUUGAAUUGGGAGGGAUCUCAGAGCCCCAGGACAACAGCUUCUCCUAUGGCACAAACACCCAGGGAGAAAAAGGGAGCGUGUUUGCUUUCCUUCCUCUGCUGCAGUGAUUUCAUUUUCCUUCAGAGCAGAAGCUCUAAGCUGCAGCAGAGAGUGAAUGUUGCUCAGGAAAACGUGCUCUCAUUUUGACUCUGCAGCCUUGUUUGUAGCCAUUUUUAUUAUUCUUUGCAUAGCCUUGUCCACCUGCGCUUCAGGAAGGACCCUCAUAUAUUUACACUGAGCUGUUGGAAAUCUAUGCAAAACAUUAAUUCGUACAGUCUCUUCAUGUAAAAUGAUAUAUUUAUUGUUCUGUUUUCUGGUGACCUAUCUAUGUUAAUGGUAUGCUUUCACACCUAUAUUUAAAGUUGGCAGACUGUGUGCUUUAAUAAACAAAUCUAUUUCCACCCUGA